Molecule: messenger RNA, 4071 nt
Organism: Frieseomelitta varia
Lineage: Eukaryota; Metazoa; Arthropoda; Insecta; Hymenoptera; Apidae
Gene: scaf6
Product: calcium homeostasis endoplasmic reticulum protein
Exons: 8
Coding region: 148-2535 (795 amino acids)
Biological process (GO): intracellular calcium ion homeostasis; RNA processing
Cellular component (GO): perinuclear region of cytoplasm
Molecular function (GO): RNA binding
Source: RefSeq, a predicted model, not a curated record
UUAAUGGCGACGUCUAGCGUUGUCGUGUCCAGUGUGAGAAAAUAAUGUUUUCCGGAUCCGUAUCACGAUCGUGUACGAAAAAGUGUUAACAAAAGUAACGAUAAACGUAAUCGAAUUCAGUGUUAAAGUAAAAGAGUAGUCGCGAUAAUGGACCAAGCACCUACAGAUAUAGAGUUACGGAACAUCAUAGACAAACUGGCACAGUUUGUGGCUCGCAACGGACCAGAGUUCGAGCAGAUGACGAAAAACAAGCAGAAGGACAAUCCAAAAUUUGGUUUCCUGUUUGGUGGAGAGCACUUCAACUACUAUCAGUACAAAGUGACUACAGAGCAAGCCAUUUUAAAGCAAAAAGGAAUAAAUCCAAUGCAAAAUGCAGACCCACGUUUAAACGUUUCGCAGCAGCAGCAAACAACCGCUACGGUCGCGCAGCCACUGAAUAACGUCAAUCUUGCACCUGGCCUAAAUACUCAAAACAAUGGAUUAAAUCCAGUUGUGGGAAUUGGACCAGUGGGAAAUCAAAGUGGUCCAGUUAUAGCUGGAGUACCAGGACAAAUUGGAGGACCAGGAAAUGCAGGACCACCAAUUGGACCAGUCCCUGGUGCUAUGGGUGGUGUGAAUCCAUCUAUUGGUGCUGUUACUCAAUCGGUUAACAUUGGAGGACCUCCUGGAUGGCUUCAAAAUGAAUUAGCAAACCUUCAGUCACAGCAAACAACGCUACAGGAACAAAUUAGACAAUCAGAGCAAAAUUUGGCUGCGCAACAUGCUGCAUUGAUGGCACAACAGCAAGGAAGGGUUGAGGAUGCUGUGAGGCAAGCUCAAGAAACAGCGUUACAGAAUAAUGCACAGGGCACAAACACAGAUCUUGCUGCUUUUGAUGCAGUGUUACAACCUAUCAUUGAUAGCUGCACAAAAGAUAGCAUAAGUGCAGGGAAAGCCUGGAUACUUCAAAAUUCGGUUACUCCGCAAAGUAAUCAAGUUGUUGCGGAUCAUUUGCUGAAGAAGGUCAUUCAAGCAACAAAUUUUAGUCAUAAACUCCAUAUUAUUUACCUGGUCAAUGAUGUCUUACAUCAUUGUGCAAGAAAAAAAUCUAUGGAUCUUCGCAAGGCAAUGGAAAGUGUUGUUGUUCCCAUGUUCUGUAACACUUCAUUAGCUGCAUCAGAAGAACAACUUAAUAAAUUAAAUAAGCUAUUAAGUUUAUGGGAGUCAAAAAAUAAUUACUUUGAUGAAGGAAUUAUAGAUAAAUUGAAACAACCAAGUACAUCUUGGUCUGAAUAUCAGGCUAACCUAGUUGCACAGCAUGCCAGCGCAAUUACACCGAUCACCACGUCAACGAAACAAACCUUUGAUAAUUAUCAAGCACAACAUCAAGCAUUUGUUACGCAUGCUUUGAGACAAAUUCAAAAUAUCGAACAACAAAAGAUUGCAAUUGAUCAACAAUUGAAAGCUCCCCCUCCGCCACCGCCGCAAUUGAAUCAACAAAACAUGUCUAUACCACCUAGUCAUUCCGGUCCUCCUGCUCCGAUAAGCACAGACGUAAAUUUCAGUCAACCGCCACCUGGAUGGGGUGUACCACCUGGAAACGAACCACCACCAUUUUCAAAUGUUCCAUUGCCAGAUUUUUCAAAACCUCCGCCUGGAUUUGGUCCACCACCUGUUAUACACGAACCCUCCGUUGAAGAUUUAAUGCCCAGUAUGCCUUAUUACGAACUUCCUGCUGGCUUGAUGGUACCUCUGAUCAAGUUGGAAGAUGCUGAAUAUAAACCUUUGGAUCCAGAAGCCAUUAGGCUUCCACCACCUGCUCCUCCAAGUGAACGAUUAGUAGCGGCUGUAGAAGCGUUCUAUGCACCACCAAAUCACGAUUCUCCGCGAGAUAGCGACGGGUGGGAAAAAUUAGGUUUAUACGAAUAUUAUAAAGCGAAAAAUGCCGCGCGUAAACGUAAAGAAGAAGAUAUAGCAGCUGGUAUAAGGCAAAAAUCAAAAUCGCCAUCGCCAAUUCUAAGGCCAAGAUCCAAAAGUCCUAGUCCACCAAAGAAACGAUAUCGAAGUAAAUCUCGAAGUAGAUCACGCUCAAGAUCUAGAGGUAGAAGCAGAUCUAGAUCACCUGCUGCUAAUCACAGACGUAAUAGUCGCAAUAACAAUCAUAAUAACAGAAACAGAAGAAGGAGGAACAGCAACAAGGAUCGAAGUCCAGAUAGGAGGAUGGACAGGCAGGAUCGAAGUCCAACUCCGCCCAGUUUCCUCGGAUCAACUUACAGUAAAGCUCCUCAAGAAAUUAGUCUCGAUGAGAGUAACAAAGGUCAUCAGUUGCUCAAGAAAAUGGGUUGGGCUGGUGCCGGACUUGGUGCCAAUGAACAGGGUAUUGAAGCUCCAAUAUCGGGGGGUGAAAUUAGGGAUAAAAACGAUCAAUAUAAAGGCGUUGGUAUUAAUCUAAAUGAUCCAUAUGAGAACUUCAGAAAGAGUAAAGGACAAGCAUUUAUAACUAGAAUGAAAGCAAGAGCGGAAGAACGUGCCGAAGAAAGAGGCGAACGGGACUGAAUAUAAUCGGGAUAAAUAAUUAAUUUGUUUUUAAUUCUUUCGAUGAAAUAUAAUUAUCGCAUGCAGUAUAAAUUAUCGAAUGCUCCCACAACUGUAGUCGACACGACAAGCCUGUUUUAACAGCCAGUCUUUUACAAUUCUGUAGCAUGAUUUGUAUAAUAAUCUAUUUCAAUAUCUUUAUAAUUUCUUUCAAUUUCUGUUAGAAUAACAGAACAACACUUUAUGUCCAUUCUCUACAUUUCAUUAUGUUAACGUUAUACAGUAUGAUUGUUUAUUGCUGAAAUUGCAAAGUUUGAACUAUAUAUACCAUAUAAUUUUAUAUUGUUAUUAGAAGCAACAAUUUUAUAUUUUUAAUUACUUUAAAAAAACGAAAAUAAUAACGAGAAAAAUAAUAGUAUGUCGAUCAUUCGUGGGUGCAAAAUACAUUUGUAUAUUUGCAAGUGAAUAGAACAUUGCGGGUAAAUGAUGAAAACUAUAAACAAUUGUUUAUAAAGAUAAUUAUUUGUCAAUUUAUAAAUAAGACUAGAACUGCGUGAGUUUAUGUACCAAGAAUGGCUGUUAUAUAUUAAAUCCAAUUUUCAUGGUACAUGACAAAAAGGAAAAAAUACAAUUUUAUGUAUCUCUUGUACAUUAUGUACAAAACUAUUCGAUUACAAGGUUACCGAUUAAUAAUAACAGAUGAUUUGUCUAUUGAUAAUUUGAGAUAUAUUGAUGAAAAUAUAAACCGAGCAUACCAAAAGGACGACAUUAAUCAACGCGAUUAAUGUUUAUCGUCAGAUUACGUAUUAAUUGUAUUCCACGACAAAAAAAAAGAAAAAUUCAUUCUGCUCCUAUAUGAAAUGAUGAUAAACUGAUUUUCUGAAUGUCUAUAAGAGAAUAAGAGGACCUCUAUCGUGCACUCAUCAUUCGCACGUGAAAAGAAAACAUGAAACUAAAAAAACGUACUUGUAUUUAGUAAGUUAAUAAAUGAUUAUAUUGGAUACAUAAGAGUAAAUCGACGAAUAAAUACGGUAUGUUUAAACGCAACGAUCAACGGAAAAAAGAGAAAAGAAUUGUAGUAAAAAUAAGCGAAAGAGGGGAAGAAUUAUCGUAAUUAGAAUUAACACGUACUGAAUGCAUGCUGCUGACGUAUGCUCUGCAGAAAAUCAUGAAAGAUGCUGUAAAAGAAAAUUAAUUUAGUCGAUUUAGAGAUAUCCCAGAAUAAUAACAUUCUUAAAUUCUUUUUAUAUUGAGUAGAUUUAUCGUCGGUUAUCACGUGCACGCGGAUUGAAGGAAAAAUGAAAAAUCUCGAUAACUGGUUAGAGACAGCUCGACAUCCGAUGGCCAUUGUUAAUCGUCAGUUGCCUUCUUGAACUUCCCCAGCAGUAGUCGAUAUCGAAACCGAAUAAAUCCAACGUCAAACCGGUUUCACAGCGAUAACAGUCUGAAGCUACACACUUGGUGGCGUAAACAAAGCCGGUAAGAUGUGUGCGUUCACAGUAGCUAUCCUAUAAGGUCACUCUCAGUUUUAAUAUUUAUUUUAUAUCACGUGAUAUU